AUGGAUGUUGCCAAAGGGUUUGGAGCGAUCAAAUCGGAGCUCCCCUUUGCAAAACGUGAAGCUGGUCGGGCAUAUCUGGGGCUGAAGGAGCUGGUAGAGAUAACACGCUUCCUGAAGAGCAUACUGGUCUCGGUAUUGGGGAUGGAGUCUCUCGUUGAAGUCGCAACCCGGCUGGAGAAGCGAGGGCUUCGGGAGUUUUUCAGAGGGUCAGGGUCCGGUAUUUGCCAUCCAUUGACUGAGUCGGAAAAAAAUGAUCUCGAGGUGGAAAGACAGCAAUGGUAUUGGAUAUUUGAACAGACUCGUGGUCCCACAGAACAGCUUUUGGACGCGAUGGACGAAGGCCUUGACCAUACAAUGUGCUCCCUUCGCUUGGGGAAGUCACCUAGGGCACCUGCGUCUGACCUCGAAGCCAACGGAAAUAACACAGCGAGACAUCUAGAGGAAACGAUUGGAUACUUCCUUAGCCAGCGACAAGGGCCAUUGAAGACCUGGCUAGCUUGGAAAGGCAUGGAUCAGCCGUCUCAAAGCGAAUCGUUGAAGAGCAGUGUGAAACCCGCGGAUCCUCAGCUGCAUGAAGAGCAUCAACUUCAGCUAUACAUUUUGCUCGAUAUGCAUUAUUCGUUUAUUGAAUCCGCGAGAAGCAUCCUAAAUCUAGUGCAAUAUGCUGAUGCCAAGAUGAGCGAUGGCACCAUGAAGAAAAAAAGGUUCAUCAUACCAACCUGGAAGCAAAUGAAGAAAUGGCUCUGGGCUUCAUUGUCCAGGGAAGAUGGGGAGCUUGAUUACCAAAAAUACUGCAAAAGAUCUGGUACUGUCAGGGUAUACCUUGAUGAUGUUCUGCAGACGGGCAUGGAUGCGGAACACCUUCCACCCGCAAACACGUGGGAGAGGUUUAGUGACAAACUUCGGACCAUUGCUCACCUAUUUGGCUCUCCGGAGUCCUUUUUUGGUUUCAGAGUGGCCAUAGCCACCAUGACUGUGGCCCUUUUUGCCUUUCUUAGAAACACGCAGCAAUUCUACAUCCAACAGCGUCUCAUCUGGGGCUCAAUCAUGAUUGCAAUUAGCAUGACGGAAACAGCUGGUUCGGGUAUAUACGGACAAUUUCAGCGAUUGUUGGGAACAGCAAUUGGAAUGGUGUUGUCAUACUUUGACUGGUAUAUAGUUGAUGCACACCCAGCAGGUGUCAUUGUGUUUGUCGGCAUCACCAUGGUCUUGACUCACUACCUUUAUCUAAGAUUCCCAACGGAUCCGGUGGUGCCGACGAUAACCAUGGCCACCGUCAUGUUGAUCGUGGGCUAUGCGCUUCAGGUUAAGAAGGUUGGUAUAGCAGUCUCUGAAACCAACGGCCAGCAAUAUCACGCCCUCUACGUGCUUUCGCCCUACCGACUAGCUACUGUCGUUGUCGGCGUCGGUGUUGCCUUUUUCUUCACGAACUUCCCUCGUGUGGUUAGCGUGAGAACGUGCCUCCGAAAAGAUCUCAGUUCCUUUCUGUACCUUCUAGCAUAUUACUCUACCUCCACAUACAAAACGGCCUCCUCACGGUUCAAAAAGCUGGCCGGUGACCGCAGGGGCAAGGAGAGUCUAGAGAGGGCUCUUGAGAAAGCUCGUGUUGGUGUGCUUGCGAAAGAUAUCAUUCUCCUCCAAGGCAUGAAGCUUCACACUGUUUUCGCUGCCUGGGAACCUAGAUUUGGAGGGAAAUUCCCCCAAGGCACGUACAACAAACUGGUUGAACACGCACAGAAUAUACUCUACUGUUCGGCACUAAUGGUAUCCAUCACCAAUUCAUUCCAAGACCUGAUCACUAGUGUCGCCGCCAACCCCGGAUACUCCGAACUAUGGUCUGGAAACUUCGAACAAUUAGUUACUGCCCUGGAUUCAUCAUCCCACGAUAUAUCAUCGCUACUCAUCGCUCUUUCAAGUGCCAUACGAAGCAAGAGGCCACUUCCUUUCUGUGUCAAAGCCCCUAAAAUCCGUCUCCUUACCGAGAUUAUUGCCGAUCUCGAGGGUAGACUGCUUAGUACACAACAUGUUUGCGAGCCGCCCUACUCAGCAUUUGCGGCAUUGGAAGUGACCAUGGCUCUCAUAACGGAUGAUGCUUCUCAAAUGCUGUCGGAGACAAAGAAGCUUGUUGGGGAGUUGGACAUCCUCGGAGAUAUCGUUAGGAACAAACGCUUACCCUCUAGCGUGCGUUCAAUUAUGGCGGAGGAGACGACCUAG
Molecule: messenger RNA, 2214 nt
Organism: Aspergillus pseudoviridinutans
Lineage: Eukaryota; Fungi; Ascomycota; Eurotiomycetes; Eurotiales; Aspergillaceae
Product: FUSC family protein
Exons: 3
Coding region: 1-2214 (737 amino acids)
Source: RefSeq, a predicted model, not a curated record